Molecule: messenger RNA, 750 nt
Organism: Rotaria sp. Silwood2
Lineage: Eukaryota; Metazoa; Rotifera; Eurotatoria; Philodinida; Philodinidae
Source: the annotation of a GenBank genome assembly
AUGUUAAAACUUUUCAUAUUUAACAUUUUCUUGUUUUCAUCUCCAAUAUUUGGCUUAUUAGAAACUCUAUUUCAAGCUCAAAAUAAUUGUUAUUUAGGAUGUCAUUCAAAUUAUGUUGCUAGUUUAUCUAAUUUGAAUGCAUGCAAAAAAGGUUGUGAUUAUAAAUUGCAUAAUGAAGAUUGUAAUGUUCAAUGUAAAUUACUUUCAACAGAUGAACCAAUUCAAGCUAGUUGUCUUGUUGGUUGUUCAUCGAGUUAUUCAUCAGAAAUAAAAGAAUCAGGUGAAAAUGAACGUCCACCAUCGGUAAUUCUUAUUCGGCUUCGUCAACGUCCAUUAUCGGAACAUUCAUCAUUUAACAUCGAUUCAAUUCGAAUGUUUAUUAAUAAGAUAAGAGAAUUAAACGAAAAUAAAAAUAUGAUUAAACAAUCAAAUGAAAUUCAUACUGAUUCAUUAAAUGAAGAUGAUACAUAUAAAAUUACACAUUUUAUUAUUCAUCGAAAAGAUACAAUUGAAUCAAAAAAUAAUCGUUUUAAACAAUUUCUUGAUGAUGUUCAUAAUGAAUGGAAUGAUCUUAUUCGUAAACAACCGAAUAUCCCUACAUGGAUUUGUUUUGUUUUUUUACUUUUAUUAUCAAUUAUUCUUUGGCAUCUGAUUGUUUCACUUUGUCAUCAUACAUCUAGACAACAUACUUUAUCGAUGCAUGCUCAAGAACUUGCUUUUGAUAAUACAAAUGAAAAAGAAAAACUCUAA